Aureobasidium namibiae CBS 147.97 is the source of this 795-nucleotide messenger RNA. RefSeq names its product ras-like protein rab-14. Bases 1 to 795 code for a protein of 264 amino acids. The transcript has 2 exons. Gene Ontology annotation, biological process: regulation of endocytosis. NCBI's taxonomy places the organism in Eukaryota, Fungi, Ascomycota, Dothideomycetes, Dothideales, Saccotheciaceae. Gene Ontology annotation, cellular component: endosome. The record is from RefSeq and is a predicted model, not a curated record. Gene Ontology annotation, molecular function: GTPase activity; GTP binding.
AUGACGCAGAGCUGGGACUACAUCGCCAAAAUCGUCUCGCUGGGUGACUCUGGCUGCGGAAAGUCGAGUCUCACCAUAAGACUGUGCGAAGGCCGCUUCAGCCCGCAUCAUGAUGUUACCAUCGGAGUCGAGUUUGGCAGUCGCAUUGUACCCGUCGGUCCACCCGCUUCAUUGGCCCUCAAAGUCAACAACCCGUCCACCGACGCUCCUCCCACCGAGACAAUCGCCAAUACCGACUCGCAAAAUCAAAAGCAUAUGAAACUAUCACUGUGGGAUACCGCCGGACAAGAGACAUACAAGUCAAUCACGCGAUCCUACUUCAGAGGUGCUAGCGGUGCCUUGCUAGUCUUCGACAUCACCCGUCGCGCAACCUUCGACGCCGUGACAGCGUGGUUGAAUGAUCUUCGUCAGAUAGCAGAAGAGAAUAUCGUUGUAGUGCUCGUCGGCAACAAGAGUGAUCUUGCUUCAUCGACAACAGUCGCCGAAGGUAGCGGCUCUGAGAACAAGCGACAAGUCACGCGAGAAGAGGCCGAGGCAUGGUGCACAGAAAACAAGGUUAUGCAAUACGUCGAGACCUCGGCCAAGAGUGGCGACAACGUCGAAAGAGCCUUCCGUGAGGUUGCAGAAAGGAUAUACCAGAACAUCGAAGCCGGCAAAUACGACUUGAACGACCGGCGCUCCGGAGUCAAAGGCCCUGGCGCAUCUGCUGGCACAAACACUGCAAGGACCAUCAAUUUGGGUAUGAAUGAUGCUGCCUCUGUACAAAAACGUGGCAAGCAGGGUGGAUGCUGUUAA